GUUGCGUCUUCGCGUACGCGCCGCUGGCGGAGCAGUUGCACGCGUUCGCUAAGCGAGCGAGGAGCCAGGGGAGGAAGGAGAGUCCUCCACGCUUGGUGUUACAACAAACCGGGCCAGGCGGCGGCGAUACUCGGCAAGGACGACAGCCAGGUCCUGGCUCAACCGGCCUUUCCGGCCUUUUCCGGCGGACUCAGUGUAACGCGACCCUCACCGUCCAUACGUUGCCUAUUUCGCCUCCUCUCUUUUAUACCGGCACCCCAACCAACCUGCCCCGGCCCGGUGGGUCGCAAGUCGUCCGGCGUGGUUCCGCGUCGAAGGAGGAGGCCCCUGUCCUCCUUCAGGGACCAGUAUGUAUCGGACGCUCCAUCGAAGAUGACGACCUCAGUGUUCGGCAAACCGUUCCCGAGGUGAUCCGACGACGACCGUUCGCAUCCAGCAUCGCGCGAAGCCGUGAUGUCGAAUCCGGUGUUAAGCGUUUCGUCCUGGACAGUUUGACUCGUUGUAACUCUUCUACCUUUGGCGGCAUGUGGAAGUUUAAUCGACCUACUGACGGUGAAUGGCGCGCCGCUUGCGCUGCCGUAUCGACAUUUCGUAGCUCUGGUUGACCUCUGAAGUGUCUGUGUGCGUCUGUGCCAUCUUGACAAACUCAGACGUUGUGUGGACCGUCAGCAGCGGUGUGUGGAGAAAUAAUAGGCCUGCUAAUGGGGUGGUUGUUUCGUCGGCGGCGUUACCGUGUACUAUAUGUGCCAUGUACUGCUGCAACGCUGUAACUGACUUCUGAGUGUACAACGAUCCGUCCGUGUGUACCACCUGUGUGGAAAGUCCACGUCCUGCCGGUUGGGAACUUCGUGUUGUACGCAUGGCGACUCCUCGGAGUCUUCGCUAUUCGUCAAAGGAAUGAAGUGGCAAUGUGUGCUGUCGUUCAGAAUUCGCAAGAAAUCGUACCUUACCGGCCCAGACGUAACAGCCUUCUGUUACAACACUAAAGAAAGAUAGCACCGGCGCCCCAAGAGGCAGUGCUCAGCCAUGUCCUGACUCCGGGACGUCGGAGUCGAACCCGGUGCCUUCUUGCUGGGCUUCAUCGUAGGCCAUGGUUUGCCACAAGAGGCUGCUGCUGCUUCUCUCGCUGGGAGCGGCUCUGUUCCUCGUCGUAGUUCAGCUGGCUCCAGACCUGGGCUUGCCAGCUGUCCGGGCACCGCCUGUGUCCUCCGUGAACUCCCUGCUCGCCAAAGUCAGCACUAGCGACACACUGCGAGAACACAAUGAUGUCGAAGGGACGUUGUCUCCAGUGAGAAAAGCAAUGGAACAAAAUAAUGCCGCCUUCCUCCAAGCAUCGAUCGCAAAAAUUUCGACGACGAAGAAGGCUCUUUCGAGAAUCACGCCUGCCGGUGUCCUCAGACCAGGAGUCGUAACCUCCACGUCCAUCUCCGUGGUGCGGGCGCCCGUCGCGUUUCGUCAUUUCGUCAUCCACCAGAAGGCCUCCGUCACUAGGCCUGCCAUGAACCGCUUCAAGCCGCUUCGGCUGUCUGGAAUGCUGAAGGUGUUCAACAGAAACCUGGAUCAUUACCCGGUCGUACCGACAGACAAGGUCCACAGGGUCCUCGUCGUCACUUACUUCCGGGCAGGUUCCACGUUCGUCGGCGACCUGCUGUCCGCAACGCCGGCCACCUUUUACCACUUCGAGCCUCUGCACAUGUUCAGCAACGAUGCCAGGCUCAACGGAAGUGCAGCCAGCAACGCUUCCGGCUUGAUCGGGCACCUGCUUCGCUGCGACUUCCAACGCGUGCAGCACUACGUCCGCUGGGCUUACGAGAGGAAGUUCCUCUUCAAGCGCAACCACUUCCUCUGGGCCCUGUGCGCAGGCCAGUAUCCGGUCUGCUUCAAGCCAGAUUUCGUGUCCAAGGUGUGCGCGCGUGCGCCCGCGCAAGUUAUGAAGGUCACGCGGCUGCACAUGUCUCAGGUUCGAGACUGGUUGCAGAGUAACCCGGACCUAGCCAAGACUAUGAAGGUUCUACACCUGGUGCGUGACCCGCGGGGCAUUCUGGCUUCGAGGAGACUCUUGGAGUGGUGCAACGAGUCCAAGAGCUGCGCCCACCAGGACACUCUGUGCUCGGAGCUUCGCGCCGACCUCGACACGUUCGAGGACCUGCAGAGGAUGUUUCCGAACAGCACGUACAGAGUUCGAUACGAGGACGUGUCUCUGGAUCCCAAGAAAGAAGCGCUGAAAAUGUUCGAAGCUCUCGGACUCAACUACACAGUGUACGUGUCCAAUUUCCUGAAAACGCACACCAAGGCGCGAAAGGCGGACGCCCUGGACCCGUAUUCAACGAAAAGGAAUUCGUCUACCGUCGCGUUUCAGUGGAGGACUAAGCUUAAGUUCGAGGACAUCGCGGAGAUUCAGCGAUCCUGCUCAGACGUGCUCCUUCGGUUAGGUUACAAAACCAUCAUUGAUGAAAAUGACUUGUUGGACGAAGUGCCCAUAGCUCCUGUGCCGCACUUGAUAGCAGCUGGUGUCCGUACGACGUUGAGGGUGUCCGCAGGCACUGGAAGCUAGAAACUUGUGAACGCGUAUUCCUUGUCGCGUCAGGUGUUCUAGGCUUCCUUACUACAGGUACGGCAAGAAAUGAUUUUCUGUGGCCCGUGUCUUGCUAAAAGGGACGAUAGUGUGAUUAUAGGCGAAUGGGAGCAAGACAAAACUUCAUGGGAAGGCGGAGGUAUGAAGUGACGAAAAAUUAUCGAACUGCAAAUGUCGCUGGAGCUGGCGUUUUCACAACGGACUUCUCAUCGUCAAGGCAGGAACUCAUAAGUCUGACAUCUAUGUCGUUGCCAGCCGAAAGACAUUGUGAAUAAUGACAUUGCACUCUGUGAGUGCACUGUGCUUGACAGUCAGAAUGAACUGCCAAAGAGAUCACUGUAUAUGACAUGAAAAAGCGAGCACUUUGUAGGGCGAGUGUGAACCACACUUAGAGGACACGAGUGUGAAGUUGGGCGUGUUGGUAAUGCAUAACUGAUCACGUAGCGCAAAAUUUGACACUUGACAAGAGAAGGGACGAAGACGAGCGCUUAUUUCCAACAAGGUUUAUUUUGGGGGAGCGCACACAUAUAUACUCUCGAAAUGCGAAAAACAAACAAAUCAUUCAAGAAGCCCACAUCUGCGAUGCGCGAAAAUUUUACAUUAACAGGAAACAGAAUUCUAUUUGACAAAGCCCAAGAGAGGGACUGCUGACGCAGUUCAGACCAAAUCUACAAAUCCUCUGUGCCUCGAUAAUUUUCCUUGUCGUUUUAUUUCUGUUUUUUCUAACGAUAACGGCGUCAUGCAAAAGCGGUUUGCAGCCACACGUGCUGCAGUGCAAUGCCAAGAAACCAUCGCGACAUUCUCGACGUUACAAGCCUGUUCCCGGAGCCGGUCAAUAAUACAGCGGCCAGUUUGUCCUAUGUACUGCUUGCCGCAUGAAAGAGGUAUCUGAGUGAUUGCAUUUGCUGUACACGUGACCAACGGAAUUUUUGCCGUUUUCAGCAACCUCGUUUUGCAUUCGAAACAUCUUUAGCGCACAAGUACGACAGCUUUUUCGGGGCAGAAAAAGCCACCUUCACAUUGGCCUGCUCCCCAACCUUUUUCAAGUUGUGGGAGACUCCAUGUAAAUACGGGACUACAGCAAGCCUCUGAGGCCUUACUGGCUCAACAUGUGGGAGGGCAUCUGGAAGUAAGCGCUCGUCUUCGUCCCUUCUCUUGUCCAGUGUCAACUUUUGCGCUACGUGAUCAGUUAUUCAAAGGAGACGCCUAGAAAUUCUGUUGCGUGUGUGUUGCAAGUUCGUGUUCAUAAUUUGUUCGACAGCGCGGUAACGCGUGCUAUUGUUGCCAUGAGUGCACCUACGUCAGCGUUGAUGUGCGUGUUUGAAGCUCGACAUCUGUUUUAGCUGCCUCACGUUUAUGUUUGAUGUUGUGACUGUCGAUUACAUUGUAUAAACAUUGCAGACGAUCAUUUUCAGGAUUAUAGCUUGUAAGCCUACUGGCAGUUUGAUCAUGUACACUUUGUAUCCUUCGAGUAAACGCCAAGGUAAAUGUUUGAGUCAUUUUAUUAGCUGCGCAGACAAAGAGGAAUGGCCCUCGCAAUCAUACUUAGGCAUUUGGUUAAUGAGAUAGAAAAGUGUUGGAUGUUCGCAGCUCUGUUUUCCUGUCGUAGUUCCAAAUAUUCAUAAGUCUUAAAGGGGUACUGACACCUGUUUUCGAAGGCAAGUUUACUCUGCCAUACAGAUCUCCUGUAUACAGAGACGACUCUGAGCAAGUGUGAAGCUCAGCAAAUGCUGAUAAGAUAUUUUAUUUUGAUAUUAAAGUCAAUUUUUUCAUGGCGAACCCACCGACAUCGACACUAGCUUGACGUCAGGCUACAGUACUAAUUCUGGUGACUUCACGCAGCAGUCUGGCUAGUUCUGAUGACGUCAGGUACCAAAACUUUCAAGAUGGCCGCUUGUACGUCACCAACGGAGCCACGGUACGGAGCGUCCGUGGAAACGUCAUUAUGUAUUGCGCGAGCACGUGACGAGAAACUCAUACCGUGUUGUGACGUCAGGGUACAGUAGGAACCGAAACUAGCUUUUUAAAACUCACUGUAAUUACUUUUUCAGGGUGCACUCGCGCUCAGCACGAUCUUUUCUAGGCUCUUGAGGGCUUCGGCUUUCAUUUGACGCAAAAAAUUGACAACUGAAAAUGUUCGUGUCAGUACCCCUUUAAGCGGAUAUAUUCAUUGGAAAAAAACUGAAGAACCUGUUGUAAAAAAUACGGAGAUGUAAGAUCUGGCCGUUUGCCAAAAAAACGUUCAAGCUUUUCUGGCUAUCGAAAUGAAGUUGCACCUGACGUUCUCAAUGUUUAACAGUAAAUCUGAGCAGAAUACUGCUUAUUGUUAAAACGAGUGUUAUGUGACUCGUCUACUGCUGAUUCUGCGUGAGCCUAUGAUAUAUAUUAUGAUGUUACGCUUACGUAUAACUCAACAUGAUAACUUCAUAUCCUGGAAGGCUUUUUUUUUGACAGCUCGCUUCAGUCGCGACCACAUUUUGCAAGCUUGCGUUUUCAAUAUUGGAACAUCCCUUCACCUAACCUCUGUGCGCUGUGCCUGUUUUUACGUUUGUGAAAAUUUGAUUCUAACCGCGUUGACGUGCACAUAUGUAACACACUGUAUCUUUAAUGCUCUGUUUUCUCUUCGCAGUGUUAACAAUUCCAGCACAUUUGCACCACAGUUAAAUUAAUAUACCAGAGGAAUAAGCACCCAUUACAAUGAAAUUACAUUGACUGCCGCUAAGAGCUACGGCAAUAAAAAAUAUGGAAUAACUGUUUAAUUUCAUUGGUUUGAAGAUAAGGCUUAUUACUAGAACAAAACAAGUACGUUAUCCUCAUAAUCAACAAGUGCUUUAGUGUGAACAGGUAGCGGCUUGAAAAACAACAAUAAGCAAGUCCACUUAUUGCACGCGGCAACAUAUCUCAGCCUAACUGCUGUGGUCCUAUAACUUUUGUCAGCAGUUGUACUUCAACAGGUACACUUUGAACACAUUUAGGCAUUCUAUUUCACGAGGAGGAGAAAAGAUGGUAUACGAAUAGAACUUGGCGUAGGCAGCUUUCGACUUGCGAAGAGGUCGCGUAGUUCGGGCGACAGGAGGUACCCGUACAUAUGAGCAGCGUGUGUAUUUCUUCAGGUACUGACGUCGUAAUGCUUAAGAAGUUAACCAGUAAAGCGAAAAUGGUCAAAAGUACUCUCUUGAGAAGGAGCAAGAAUAGAGAGGAAGAAAGCUUCUAGGUAUCUCGUGAAACUGAAGUGUAGUGAAGGCCCCUGAGUGUGAGGUAAUUUAGAGUGCAUUGCAUGACAAGAAUGGAACAGGGAUGUAUGCAGAACGU
Messenger RNA from Rhipicephalus sanguineus (brown dog tick), 5887 nucleotides. Its product is annotated as carbohydrate sulfotransferase 1-like. Gene Ontology annotation, molecular function: N-acetylglucosamine 6-O-sulfotransferase activity. Lineage: Eukaryota; Metazoa; Arthropoda; Arachnida; Ixodida; Ixodidae. The coding region runs from base 1091 to 2554 and encodes 487 amino acids. The transcript has 4 exons. Gene Ontology annotation, biological process: sulfur compound metabolic process; N-acetylglucosamine metabolic process. The record is from RefSeq and is a predicted model, not a curated record.